Varanus komodoensis (Komodo dragon) is the source of this 8805-nucleotide messenger RNA. RefSeq names its product solute carrier family 25 member 42 (gene SLC25A42). The record is from RefSeq and is a predicted model, not a curated record. Lineage: Eukaryota; Metazoa; Chordata; Lepidosauria; Squamata; Varanidae. The coding region runs from base 4808 to 5794 and encodes 328 amino acids. The transcript is spliced from 7 exons. Gene Ontology annotation, biological process: transmembrane transport.
AAUAAAUACAAUAAUUUAGCAAUUAAAAUAAGUUUUAAAUAAAAAGGUCUUAGCCUGGCGCCGAAAAACAAAUAAUGACAAAUAAAACAAAACAAAACAAAACAAAUAUUUUACUUAUUCCAGGUCACCAUGCCUGGUUCUUGGGGGUAAAGCUCGUAUUUUGAAUCCGUUUCUUUUGUCUUUGGUCCUUACCCUGUGCUGGAAUGUAGUUCUCCCACCAACCCAAACAAAAAACCUUCCAAAUAUGAAUUCAUCCCUUGGUCUGAAAGAUAGCCCUUCUCCUGCUUUAAGUAUUUGCUGCCGUAAUUAUUUGAAAAUGUGUUUUAUGGUUAACCAGCUGACUUUAAAAUUGGUCAUACUUUAAAGGCACUGUUAUGAUUUGAAGCUGGAUAGUAUGUUCUGUCUUGCUCUAUUCAUACGUUUUUAUGUUUAGAUCUUAACCUACCCUGGUCAUUAUUCAAUCCUGAGAAGGAGAAGAAUAAAGCUCCUAGCAUUUUCACUCCUUAGCAAGCAUUCCUGUGCAAUAAGGUUCCUCCAGCAUUUCCUGGGUGGCCAAAGAAAAAAGUUCCUAUGUCUUCCAGCUUUAAAGAGAAGCAAUCUUUUGCUGGCUAGGAAAAAAAAGAAUUAUAUUUUAAAUGGCUUUGGUAAAUUAAUAAAAAGCCCCUUCCUGUUGACAGUGAUUUGGCAUUACUGUUUUUUCCUCACCUCUUGUGGAAGCCUCAGGACGGUGCCCGGACUGUGCAAAAUUUUCUCCACCUUUGUGUAGCGUACUAAAAAAAAAAUUUAGCAGCAGGACUAAUUCUGUCCUGUUGCAAAACCUGUCCCUUGUUCCUGGAGGUCUUGCUUCCUAACCUGUUGCCCUCUGGUUGGAGAGGAAGGUUCUGCUGACUACCAUCGCCUGACCGGUCUUGUUGGUGACUUGCUGCCCCAGGCGGGAUGUAAACCUGCAAGCUGUCAAAGAGGGGCAGUUAAUUCUCCCUUGGAAACAAGCCCACUGGGAAGUUAUUAGCCUGCUUUAAAAACCCAACCAGAAUAAUAUUUACUGUUUGGCUGGUGGCUGAACAAGCAGGGACAGGGGGAAUCUGUUUAAAUUAUUGUUUGUUUCCAUAUGGGUCCAUAGCCGAAGCUCUCUGGAUGGUUGAAAAUAGGAUACGAAUACAACAUAAAAAUAACAGGAAAACGUCCUAAAUAUUAUAUUGCAGGAUUUAAAGACUGAAUUUGACAAGUUUAAUAAUGAACACAAAUUAAGAUGGGAGACUGCUAGCCUAAUAUCCCAAUGUAAUAUUAGGGCUGGUUAAAUGCCCUGCCAUAAAGGGUGGGCAUUAGCUGGCUCUGGAAUGAGGAUACCUGCCUGAUGUUUGCAUCAGGGGGGUGUCACUGGGGAGCUUGUUCCAUUGUCCCUCUUGCGAAAAACCAGUUAUAUUCCUGGGCUUGCCAGCCUGCUGUUCCUUCUUGCCUGUGGUUACCUAGCAAGUGUUCCAGUGCAAGGACGGGCUGUUCCUUUACCUUUUGCAGGGAGAUACACAUCCCAUCACUGAUCUGUGGCAAGCUGGGUGGAGAAUUACACAUGUAAAAGAGCUUAUUCCAGGGUGCCGUUCUGCCCCACUUCACACACUAGAAUGGAAGCUGCAGGGGGGCAGAUUUCGGCUAAUUUUUUUUUUUUCCGAUUUAUAUCCUGCCUUUUUCCUGCAAAGGGCUCAAGGCAGCUUACAUCUCCUCCUCCAUCUUAUCCCCACAACAACAACCCUGUGAGGUAGGUUGGGCUGAGAGUCUGUGACUGGCCCAAAGUCACCCAGUUGGCUCCGUGGCCGAGCGGGGACUCGAACCCGGAUCGCCUGAGUCCCAGUCCCAGGCUCUUAACCACUGCACCACACUGGCUCUCAAAAUCUGAGAGAACAUGUUAAUAUGAUACAAGCAAAGAAUCCCACACUUCUUUCCAACAUUAGCAUUUUUUUAUACUGCCCAUAGCCAAAGCUCUCUAGGCAGUUGACAGCAAUAAUCACAGAAUCAUACACUCAGGUCACCCAUUCCACUUCUGCCCAGGCCUGAUCCUGCUUAGCUUCCAAGAUUAGGCAGGAUCAGGCACUUCAGGCUACAUGGAAGAGAAACAGUCCUCCUUGUGCAAGGGGCUUUUCCAGUUCCACGAUCCAGUGAUUUCUGCACCAAGUUUCCAUUGGUGGGUCAGGUCAUAGGACCUGAGGGAAAAAACCAAACUCUGAGCAAAAAGCACAAUUGAUUGUGCAUGGCUGAAGCACGCCCAGCUUGCUGCAGGUGGUUGCAACGUAAGACUGGAAGACGCUUGGUGAAUUUCCUCCCCGGAAGAGCAGCAAGCGGCAUGUUGUUCUGGAUCAGGCUCAUCUGUCCCCUCCUCCUGCCCUGCCCUCUUUCACCGUUCGCCUCAGUUGUUAAGUUGACCCUUGCUCCCGGUGCGGGGCUGUGGCACCGAAAACCGUCUGGCCUGGACGAACUGCACUUCCGGUGUAGAGACACUGAAGGCAGGUAGUUCAGAUUUACCUUGGCCAGGAUAGAAGGGCUAGGUCUCCCAGUCCUUCCAGUGUCUGUAUUGGGCAGGCAUCUUGGGAUCUGUGCUAAACUGCCUUUGGCACCCCCUGCAAAGGGACACUCCUUGCUUUGUGUCGUAAAAUCCCUGGUAGAAGGAUGUUUUCUUCAUCCCUCGCAUUGAACCAACCUCCGAGCCCUCUCUUUGCAUGGCAGGGCCUUUCUCAUAUAGUGGAAACCCACCGCUUUGCUGUCCAGCAUAAUUCUUGGUAGCUAUUUGCCAUUCUUGGUUGCCAUUUUAAACUUUUUAAUAUUUUCUGUUUUUAUAAUAUUUUAUUGUUUUGUUAUGGUUUGUUGUAAGCUGCCCAGAGAGCUCCUGCUGACGGAUGAUGUAGAAAUGAAAUUAGUAGUAGUAAUAAUUUAAAUUAGGGUAGGACAGAAUUGUCCUAGAGUAAAUGAAGAUUGAACUGGAUUCAGAGCAGUUAGCAGUGCAUACCUGUGUGGGGUAGAGAGGGAGGGGGUCCCAAACAGCUACUGUUGAAUAAGAGAUUGCUAGUGUCAUUCUGAGGGGGGGUAUCCUAUUGCAUUGUAGCAUUUGAAGCUCCCAAAUUUUAAAAUGCAUGCAGCCAGCCUCUUUAAGACCCUGUUCAGAUUUGAUAUUUCGGCCCACCCUAAAGAUUAAAUGGAGCAUUCCCUCUGUUGGCUUUUGUCCUUUUUCUUCUAAAAAGCCAACCUUGUUCUGCUUAAUCCCUUUGGCAUGACCUCCAAGGAAGAACUUCUCAGGGCUCUAAGGCUGGGUCUGGAUUCUGCCAAGUCUUCUAGGCUUUCACCCCAGACCCCGGACCCUGACAUGUGGCUCAGGCGAAAAUGAUGAUCAGCACUAUUAUUUUAAAAAGCAUUCCUCUUUUGCACCUAGCAAGUUGAGUUUGGGGUGGCGGGGGGAGUGUGCCUCUCUCUGGGGCAGGUGGCCGCGUUGUCAUAAGCACCUUAAAACCGAAAACCACAGGAGUCCUGUGUUUUAAGAUUAAAUCUCCACUCGCAGCCUAUGCAGAGAAUUAAAUGGAUGCAAAGCAGCAUAGCAACUGUUGGUUUGCUGCUACCAGAAGUGCGCACUUUCUUAGCUCUCGCCUGCGUCUCUUAGGGCGUUCUCUUCUGUAUUUAAAAGUGGACCAGAUGCCAAAACGCAGUGGGUAGGAGGGGAAAGCUUAUUGUGAUCCAUGGGGUUUAUUUAUUUAAGAAGCUUCUAUGCCGCCCCAUUCACCGAAGCCUCUGGGUGGCUCACAUCGAUAAAUCAAUAAUCACAAUGUAAAAACAAUAUAAUUUGAGUCGACCUGGCCGGGAUGGGCUGGGAAAUAAAAGCCUGCAGACCUGAGGAAGGUGGACUCUUUAAGGGCUGCAAAAAUCAAGCGUUCCUGAGCCCGGGCUUGGUGGAUCGCAAGAGAAGAUACUCUCAGGCCAGUAUAUAUUUUGCUAUCCCUGGAUUCUCCUGCUGUCAGUUUGUGGCAGAGGGUAAAAGGGGAAGCAGGGUGUCCCCGUCAGUGGGAGACCAGCCAUCCUUGGCAUCAGCUCUCUCAGCACGCCUUGCAAGGUAGCUGAAGGAAAGCAAAGCUCGAGUGGCUGAUUCUGUUUUCUUUCUGCUCACCUGGAGUGGGUUUUUACUCGGCAUAGGCGACCAAGCGAGCAGCACAGGGCCAGCGACCCGUACGGGUCCCAGUGUUUUAUUCCUGCCCUUGAGCUUGAUGCCCGGCCCUCUCCAAAGAGCUCACGCAUUCCGCAGGAGAGAAUGCAAUACUGGCGAGCUGGCAGCCUCUCAUUCUAUACCCUGCGUGGCCAGAAAUAAACUUAGGAUGGAAAGGGGAUAAAGGAUCAGGAGAGUGUGGGAGGGGUGGGGAGAGGAAGAGCACAUGUCUCUAGUCCAGUGCCUUUUUCUUGCAAAGCAGUGUGCAAAAUUACGCACCAUUCUCUCCGUUGUGCCAGCUUCCCUGCUGCAAGGCCUGUGUCUUUUUAUAAGCUGGCAUUUGUGAGCGGUGGUAGCUGCUUGAAGUAAACACCAAAUGUUGUCCUUUCCCCGUUUCAGGCUGGGAGAACCCAGCAAGGCAGCCUCCGACACGUGGCCAUGUGCAGCACCCGGAUCUCUUCCAGCCGAGGACGGCCAAGAGAGGCCGUGAAUUUUAACAUUCCAAUCUAGGAGUUGCUCGGUGGAAGGAACCUGAAGCUGAUGGAUGAAAUCCCAUUUUAAUCUCUUGACUGUGUUCCCUUGCUGCUUCAGGAGGCCUGACGCUUUUCUUGGCUAGCCCCCGAACCUGGUAUGGGUAAUGGUGGAGCGACGGACGGUCAAGUGAGUUUGAAGCAGAAAGAUGUGGAGGUUGGACUGCACAGACGUGUUUUGCCGGAGGGUGCCCAAGAGAGGAGGAGUGUGAUCAACUCCUUGGCAUCUGGGGCACUGGCUGGCGCCGUGGCCAAAACUGCCGUGGCACCGUUGGACAGGACAAAAAUCAUAUUCCAAGUGUCAUCAAAUCGGUUUUCUGCAAAGGAGGCAUACCGCCUGAUCUACCGCACCUACCUCAAUGAAGGAUUCUUCACCCUGUGGCGUGGGAACUCAGCCACCAUGGUCCGAGUGAUUCCGUAUGCCGCCAUCCAGUUCUGUGCACAUGAAGAGUACAAGCAGCUCCUGGGCAGCUAUUAUGGCUUCCAGGGAAAGGCACUCACUCCGCUGCCCAGGUUCCUCGCCGGUUCUCUUGCAGGCACGACGGCUGCCAUGCUGACAUAUCCGCUGGACCUGGUCCGUGCUCGGAUGGCAGUGACCCCAAAGGAAAUGUACAGCAACAUCAUGCACGUCUUCAUCCGGAUCUCCCGGGAGGAGGGGCUGAAGACGCUGUACCGGGGCUUUGUGCCCACCAUCCUGGGCGUGAUCCCGUACGCCGGGCUGAGCUUCUUCACCUACGAGACGCUGAAGAAGCUGCACGCAGACCACAGCGGGCGGCCGCAGCCGUAUCCCGUGGAGAGGCUGAUCUUCGGGGCCUGUGCGGGGCUGAUCGGACAGUCCGCCUCCUACCCCCUGGACGUGGUCCGCCGGCGGAUGCAGACGGCGGGGGCCCUGGGGCUGUCCUACGGCUCCGUCCUCAGCACCAUGGGGGACAUCAUCCGGGAGGAGGGACUGAUCCGGGGGCUCUACAAGGGGCUCAGCAUGAACUGGGUCAAGGGGCCCAUCGCCGUGGGCAUCAGCUUCACGACGUUCGACCUCACGCAGAUCGUGCUCCGUAAGUGGGGGCACGGCGCCGACACGGCGAGGUAGUGGCCACCCUCCUGGCUGGGGGACCUGAACGCGGGUGAGUGGCGACGAGGGUGUGGCCGUGGCUCAUGUGGACAGGUCUCUUGCUUUAACCACCUUCCCAAACCCAGGCGGGCUCCCUGCGGUAGAUCUGAGCGACCUAAAAGAACCAUCUCCAGUAAGACACGCACUUCCUGGCCGUGCCGUGCGGCUCUCUGCUCCCGCAAGAACAGGCCUUGGUAAGAGUCCGUUCUCUUCCUGGCCUGGGGUUUCUGUUGCUCUCUUGACAUGAUCUAGAUCUCUGAACCCCCCCGAACCAGGAGCCUCUCUUGCCCUCCCUGCUGAUCUCAAAACCUGCAGUCCUGCCCCAUCUCCCCCCCACCCCGCCUCAGCUUAGCUUCUGUAACUUUGAAAUGGGACAUAACCUGGAUUUGAGAGAUGGGGUAGCUUGUGCUGCCUCCCACCCCAAAUAUUUUUAAAUAUUUUAAAUCCGUUCCUCUCUUGCUCUCUCCUGCAUGGAAGCUUCUCUUUCUAUUCUCCCCUCCUUUUCAAAAUCGCACCCAGCAGCCUCCGUUGCUGGAAAUACACUCCUGGCCGAUCAUGCCAGUUUGCAGAGGAAAACCAAAGAGCAUCUUUCUCUCUAGGACGGCAGGCCUUGAAUUCCAAAAUUGCUGCCACAAUCUAGGAAGCUGCAAGUUUGCAACUAACCCGAACCCAAACUGGAUCGAAAUCGUCAGUGCUGCUUUUCUAAACAGCUUUUAAAUGUGAUUUUUAAAUGAGAGAAAUAGCCUCUUUUAGACUCCAUCCCUUCUUCGGUAUGCUCUGGGUGAGUUUUAGCCACACGUGGCAGGAAUGGGACACACUAAUAGGCUCGAAACAUGGACUGUUCUUUUCCUUCAGUAUUAUCAUUGGCUGCAGAAUUGAGAAAAACAGUUCUCACAGUGACGCAGGAGACACUUUCAGCCCCCCCCCCCCCCGGCUUCCUAUGGGGAACCCCCAGAAGGGUGAAGCCGCUGGGAAGCAUCUUGUACCAUGUAUUUCUGGCUUAUUCUUGGAUUAGGCCGAGCUGUUCUCACCCGCCUUCUUUUAUCCGUUUAGUUUUACCUUUCUGGCUUUGUGACCCAGGUAUCAGCCUUGUAGGAAGCACAAGCCAUGCCCGGAUGUCAUUUGAGCCCUGCUUACCGCUCUCCCCCCAGUCCAAGGAUUGGGGCAAAGAAAGGGGCGUUUGGAUUAGGGCCCAGGUCUGCACAGCAAGGCCAAAGGACUCCCUUUGCUAGGGCCGAACUACCUGCCUUUCCUCGUAUUCCUGUUAAACCCUCAGCGUUCCCUCAGUGCCAAUGGGUUUUUGGAGAUGGGGAGUCCUGCUGUGUCCCACACACGUAAAGAGAUGCUUCUGCCCUUUAUUGUUGAAGCAAAUCUUAGCACCCGUAAAUCUUGUAUGCGCAGAGACCCGAUCCUGGGAAUGCUCAUAGGAGAACCUUCCUUUUCAAGGAGCAAGCAAUGUUGGAAGGAAACCCCCCCCCCCCACCACUUCUUAAAAAGCAGUUCACCAACUCCAGGCUUCUCCCUGCUUGGGGUGGUGGAGCUUCGCUUCUAGGAGGCACUGCUAGCCGCCUCCAGGUGGGUGGGGCGGCUGCUCCUACCACCCCAUUGCUGGGGAGUUUGGAUGUGGUAGUCACACUGCCCUUAAAGGAAUUGGCCUGGGGGACACUGCUUUGGGAGAAAUGCUUUCCUGUUUUGGGUCCUUCCUCCCAUGUUUCUGCUUAGCCAGAAAUCUGAGCCACUUCUGUCUUUUUCCACCCCCACCGUCUCCCCGUUCCCAGGAGUCCUCGAAAGAGUCGCACAAGGCAGUGGGGAGAAGUGUUUAAUUUUGGGCCAGGCAUCUCAGGUCCCUGUGAGGUACACUUUGAUGCUGUGACCAUCCUGGGCAAGAUUUGAUUUUUCAGGUGCUUUCAACUGCAGCUUCCAGCAUUCCAUGCUUGCUGGGGCUGAUAGGAACCCAAAUCCAACAUUACCCAGCACUACAGUCAUGCUGGAGGUAGUCUUUUCCCAGGACAUCCGAGGGGGCAUCGUCUUUAUACCUCCCCAGUUCCCAAGGGGGGAGCCUGAGGAAUUUUGGGAAAGUUUUCCUCCGGCAAGGGGGUCCUUAGCAAAUCCCCCCCCAUCACUUAUAGGGGUUUCGCCACACUUUGCUUGGUGAUGCCAUCCUUCCCCCAUAAACAGAGGCACGAAUUUAUUCUGCUGCUGUCUGAGCUGUGAACAUCUUGCUGCUUGAAUUCCUGCUCACAGAAGCUCUCGCCUGCAUGCCCAGGGGGCGAGGAAUGCUGGCAGCUGAAGCCCGAAGAUCUGGCAGCCCACUUUCCGUGCACCUGUUUCUCUCUCGGAAGGGGUUCCCCUUUUGAUUGGAAGACACAUUUUGUCCCGUAGGCCGGAGCCUUCCAAACCGCCUGUUCGUGUGGGAACGUUCCCUUGCUAUCAGAGAAACUGUGUGUUUCAGCCAGCUGUGUUGCGAGUACAAAUCCCAUUAUCCAUGGUGGCUGGGGACGGAGAGUGUUGCAGUCCAGCAUCUGCUAGGACUCCGACUCGAGUUGCAGCAGAUUCUGCCCACAAAUUCCACAUCGCAACCAUCGGUCUCUCUUGGGGAAGCGGCCACUGCUCUGCACCCCACGAGGACCCUGCCAUGCUCUCCGGGCAAGUGCGUGGAAGUGCCUGAAGGCAGGUGUGAAUGUAGAGGUUUUUGGCGAACAAUCCACACAGGGAGUGUUCCAGAGAAAGCUGACUGAGUGGCCCAGGGCGGCUUUUAAGGGUCAGAUUACUCUAUGCAGGGGCUGUGCAGCAUUAUCCAAUGCUGCUGCUCUUUUUUUGCGCAAAACAGACGUGUGUGAGCAGAAGGCUGGUCCCCAGGUUCUGCAGGUUUGGGGGAGUUUUUUUAAUAAGGUGAAUUUAUCCUUUUGUUUUAUAUAAAUGUUAUAGUGGUAUUGUAAAAUGUGCCAAGAGAAGACGUAUAUUUAAUAAUAAAAGAAUGAUUUAUCUGC